Messenger RNA from Pocillopora verrucosa, 996 nucleotides. Its product is annotated as octopamine receptor beta-1R-like. Gene Ontology annotation, cellular component: plasma membrane. Lineage: Eukaryota; Metazoa; Cnidaria; Anthozoa; Scleractinia; Pocilloporidae. The record is from RefSeq and is a predicted model, not a curated record. Gene Ontology annotation, biological process: G protein-coupled receptor signaling pathway. Gene Ontology annotation, molecular function: G protein-coupled receptor activity.
AUGGAGGAAAACUUGACUUUACCCAAAGUGGAUUUAGAUAACAACACUUCAAGUUCACUGCCAGUUUACUACAUUAUCCUCGCAUCGCUUAUCGGGUUCGUUGCAGUGUUUGGGAAUGGGGUAGUGAUCUAUCUCAUUUCUACAAGAAGACGACUUCAUGUGGAAACCAAUUACUUUGUGGUGUCCCUUGCUUUUGCAGACUUGUUGGUAGGCUUGUUUCUUCCCACUUUCAUCAUCGCCUGUGACUUCUGGUCGGACUGUGAUAUAACAACUUAUUUCAUGUUUUUUAACCUGUUCACCUUAAUAUCCAUAGCGAAUUUAUUUGCCAUGACAGUGGAUAGGUAUAUAUCGAUUUUAUAUCCUCUGCGUUAUCAGUCAUAUGCCACAUCAAGGCGACUUUUUGGCACAAUCUUGGUUUCGUGGAUUAUUCCAGCAUAUCUCUCCUUCUCUCCGCUUUUCUGGACACUUGCAAGUUCGGAAACAGUUAAAAAUACGGGAAAAAAAGUUCAUGCUUUAAUUGUUAUCACUGCAUUCGAGGUGAUACCCACCGUUGUCAUGCCAGCCAUGUAUAUCCAAAUUUUCGUAACUGCAAGGCGACACGCGCGGCAGGUUGCAACACACCAAACUCAGCUCGACUUCAACAGUCAAGUCAACAACAGAGAUAACAUGCAACAGGCGACAGCAGAUGCGGGCAAGAGAGCCUCUCAUACCUCACAACAAAGCAAAGGUAAAAGGAAGACUGCAGAUUUAUCGAGUGUUAUAGUAUUGGGAGCUGUCAUAGGCCUUUUUGUUGUUUGCUGGUCUUUUGACACAGUGAUUUCGCUCUGCAGUAAGUUAGAACUGUGCGUUAUCAAUGAUGGUCUUUUCAGAGUAUCUGAUUUGAUGAUUUUUGUAAAUUCUGCCAUAAAUCCACUCGUCUACGCCUUUUUGAAGAAGGACAUAAAACGGGAAUUUAGUUUUAUUUGUUGUUGUACCGUGGCAAUGAAUGAGAAGUAA